This is a messenger RNA of Polychytrium aggregatum, 2394 nucleotides long. RefSeq lists its product as uncharacterized. The record is from RefSeq and is a predicted model, not a curated record. The coding region runs from base 1 to 2394 and encodes 797 amino acids. Lineage: Eukaryota; Fungi; Chytridiomycota; Chytridiomycetes; Polychytriales. The transcript is spliced from 7 exons.
AUGAAGACCACAAUCCUCCUCCUCCUUCCUGCGCUCCUCUGCCCCUUGGCUGCAGGCGUCCCUGUCUGCAGCGCACCUUCCGGUGGCUGUGUCUAUGGCAGCUUCGACUCCGCGAACUGCGUCUGUGUCUGCACGGGCCAGAGCGGCGGAGGCAACGGGUACUGCGCUGACCACGUGACGGGCCAGUGCACCUUGCUCAAGUCCCUCAACCCCAGUACGCUGCAGUACUACUGCCCGUCUGUUGCUUCGUCCAGCAGCGCUGCAUCGUCUACAGCAGCAACCAAGACCUCCUCUGUCACGACGGCAUCCAAGUCGGCGACAACGACGGCAUCCAAGUCGGCGACAACGACGCCGUCCAAGUCGACUACAAUGACGCCGUCCAAGUCGACUACAACGACCACGACUACAACCACCCCAACUCCCACCAAUGUCUGCGUUGACUAUCUCGAGCCGCCCUUCCUUACCCCUUCGGCUCUCUCGAUCAUCUACGACCCGACAGAAGACCCCUCCCACACGGCAAACGUAACUGUUACUCCGGUGACGAGUACGUUUGGUUCGUUUGCCCUCAACGUCCAUUCCAGCAACGUUGGUUAUGCCUUCAAGAUCAAGUACAACUUGCCCGCCAGUGUCAACAACCUCUCGUCGUCCUCGGGAUUCCGUCUCUCGUUCUAUAUGAAAGGCGAUGGCCCACGCGACCCCAGCUAUGACGGGGGCUACACACUUUGGCAGAUCAAUACUCCCCAGGUCACUCUCACGGACACUGCCGGACACAGCAAUAUCUAUAUCCCCCUGAAUACGUACAUGAACUCAUAUGUCGUCGGUGAAAAGUACACGCGCUAUGAGAUCAACCUGAAGCCAGGCUCGACAAUCGAUCCAGCUUUCAACUAUGGGGCCCUUGCGAGCAUCGCUUGGUCUUGGGACGUUUUUGGCUGGGGUUUCGAUGUCACUUUGGAUGGACUCAUAUUCGACGACAAGACCAAUCCGUGUGCUCUGACUCCGAGUUGCCCCCCGAACAGCUUGUGGUUCGCCUCGACGUACAACUGCGAGUGCCUGCUUGGCUACACUGGCCCCAACUGCAGCUCGUGUGCCACCGACUAUGUGCUUUCCAAUGGCAAAUGCGUCCUCGCCAAUGACGGCAAUUUCACAUACUGGCCCAACCCCGUCUCGGGCGCCAACUCGGAUUCGUGGCUGAUGGCCCAUCACGCCGACAUUCAAGUCAUUACCCGAAACAUCUUGGUGCUCAACUUUGCCAACCCAACGGAUCCGGUGCUCUCCAAGACUUACUACAAUAACAAGUACAACAACAUGACCAUAUUGCUCAACAACAUUGUGGCCAACUAUGAAAAGGCCUCUCAGUUCCAAUGGUUCCAAAACCCCAAAAACCCACCCAAUCUCAAGCACAACCUUAACAUUGUGAAUCUCUUUGACGGAAUGUACGGAACCAGCCCUGUGCCUAACACCACUUUCGAGAACUCAGGCCUGACCCCUCGCUUCUACACCGACCCAACCCACCCCACUUGGAGCAACUUUGAUUACUCUGCACUCUACAACUCGACCUAUGCCUCCUACUAUGGAUACUCGGACGGCAACGGUGGCUACUAUGAUCUCUGCACCCUGGUUGAUAAGGGUUUGGUGCACGAAGUCUGGACUAUCCUCAGUGGCGAUGUUACCAACGAUGCAUAUAGCCGAGAGUCCGCUCAGUGGGUCCAAAAGUACAGCCCCACAGGAAACAAGAUCCCCGGCGCCUUCUCUCCCUGUGCCGGCAAUGGAUGCUUUGAGCCGCCCGUUGCCUGGUUCCCGACCUGCGCCAGCACCGGCCGAAGUCUGCGCUUCGUGGGCAUCAAUCCCUUCCGCGGCCCUAGUUUCCACGGAUUUGGCCACAACCUGGAGGAGCUCGGUAGCCGCCGCAACUACAUUCCGUCGUUCAGCGACUGGUUUGUGGACUUUGCUGGACUGAACCUCGAUCUGCGCUACAAUGUCGACUUUGAGAGCACGUACGGACAGGCCAAGUGGUUUACAAAUACGACAACAGCGACGCUCCAGAUGGGCUACGACUACAUCAACAACGUGGCCACAGGCCCUAACUACACCAUCGGCAACUUUGAUCCCGUCUGCGGAACGGUGCACUUUGCCAUUAACAGCCACGGAGACUACCAAUACCACAACACCGAGUUUUUCCAAUCCUCAUGCGUGCAGUUCGGCAAAACCCCCGUGGUUCCUCUGCCGACAUAUGCUUGGCAGACGACUUGGUCAACCCUUCCCGACACCACCUUUGACGACAAUGGAGGAGACUGGCUGCAAUGGUGGAUGUCCAACAUGCCGUGGUAUCCUUCCAACAUGAAGACCGCCAGCGGCAAACCGAUGCUCAGCCCUGGUCCGUUCUUCCACUACUAG